Messenger RNA from Menidia menidia (Atlantic silverside), 2088 nucleotides. Lineage: Eukaryota; Metazoa; Chordata; Actinopteri; Atheriniformes; Atherinopsidae. The record is from the annotation of a GenBank genome assembly.
UUUCUCAGAGCUGUUUCCUAUUUAGGAACUAAUAUAUUCAUCAAACAGACAACUAAUUCUACUCUAUUCUAGUCUAUAUUCUGGUCCAUGCCAUUCUAUGAUAUUGUGCUCUAGCGGGCUGCCUAGCAACAGCUCCAAAUCUCGCGUUGGAGGCACAAAGCCUCUCUGCACAUUUUCAACUGCGUAGGGGCAUCUUGCGUGGUGUGUAAGAGAGGCAGCAGCGGCUCAACAUGGCAGAUGUUACAACUCCUGAUGAGGAGCCACAAUUAGAGGAAUCUACUGCGUCCGUGAAGUCCGAAACCGACGAGACCUCUCAAGAAACGCCCAAUGGCGUGAAAACGGACAGCGACGAAAACAAGUCCACCAAAGAAAACCAUGAUCUUAAAGAGAAGUCGGCCGGCAACAGAAGAGGAAACCGCUAUCAUCCCUACAAAGACAAACAUGGUGGAGAAAAGAAGAGUUCUCACAGGAACCGCGUGUUCAUUAGCAAUAUCCCCUAUGACAUGAAGUGGCAAGCGAUUAAAGAUCUAAUGCGUGAGAAAGUUGGUGAGGUUACAUACGUGGAGCUCUUUAAGGAUGCAGAAGGAAAGUCAAGGGUAAGUGUCGUGGUGUGGUGGAGUUUAAAGAUGAGGAGUUUGUGAAAAAAGCGGUGUCAACAAUGAAUAAACAAGAUCUGAAUGGAAGGCCACUCAACAUCAAGGAGGACCCAGACGGAGAACACGCACGGCGUGCCCUGCAGCGCAUGGGCGGAGGCCAGCAGGGGGGCCGUGGGCAGGACAUGGGGCCCGGGGGGAUGAACCUCCCGCCCUCCAUCGCCAACAACCCAAACAUCCCACCUGAAGUCAUCCACGCCCUGCAGGCCGGCCGGCUGGGCAACACGGUGUUCGUGGCUAAUCUGGAUUUCAAGGUGGGCUGGAAGAAGCUAAAAGAGGUGUUUGGAAUGGCCGGAGUGGUGAAACGGGCAGAUGUCAAAGAGGAUAAGGACGGCAAGAGUCGCGGGAUGGGAACGGUGACUUUUGACCAGCCGCUGGAAGCCGUGCAGGCCAUUUCCAUGUUUAACGGUCAGAUGCUCUUUGAAAGACAGAUGCAUGUUAAAAUGGAUGAAAAGUCUCUUCCUCCUGAUGAUUUUCGUCAAGUAGAAAAACCCCCCCAGUUACCACGUGGUCUGGGUGGUAUUGGAAUGGGUCUGGGGCCAGGAGGGCAGCCAAUCAACGCAAACCGACUGAGCGGAGGUGGAGGGAUGGGCUCUCUGGGACCCGGAGGUAUGGAUGUUUCAGGCUAUGGUGGUAUGAACAGACUUGGGGGAAUGAGCGGCGUCGGGGGCUUUGGCAGCAUGGACAGCAUGGCCAGCAUGGGCGGCUUUGGGGGCAGAGACAUGGCACCGGUCGGCCGAAUGGGAGACAUGUACCGGUCAGGAAUGGGUGGAAUGGAUCGGGACUUUGGCCACAGCGACAUGCCAAUGAGUCGAGGAUUUGGAGAUACUUUUGGAGGGAUGGGUGGAGGUUUUGGGGGAAGCAUGGGCAGUGGUGGCAUGGUUCACAUGGGAACUGGAUUAGGCGCCAUGGGCAACAUGUCGAUGGACCGGAUGGGCUCCGGUUUUGACCGCGUGGGCAUGUCCGGAAUGGACAUGAACCGUGGCUUUGGCGGCUACGGAGGGGGAGGAUCGGCACACCUGGGCGGAGGCAUGUCCGAACGAGGCUCCGGGUCCAAAGCAGGCUGUCAGAUAUUUGUGCGAAAUCUGUCCUACGACCUGACGUGGCAAAAGCUCAAAGAGAAGUUCAGCCAUUGUGGCCAGGUCAUGUUUGCAGAAAUCAAGAUGGAGAACGGGAAGUCGAAGGGAUGUGGAACAGUGAGAUUUGAUUCUCCAGAGAGCGCCGACAAGGCCUGCAGGAUGAUGAACGGAACCAAGAUCAACGGGCGAGAGGUGGACGUCCGCAUAGAUCGAAAUGCCUAGAGCUUUUGUAGAAGUUAAAGCAACACUCACCCAUUCAGCCCCUUUGCCAAUGAUCUUUUGUUUUGUUUUAAAAACACAUUUAAUUCAUAUCUCCAUGUCUCCACCGUUUGCUUUUUUUUUUCUCUCUUUUUUUU